UAUGUGUUAUUUUCAACAUGGCGGCGCCCAUGAGAAGCGCACUACCUGCUCUUCUAUCAACAUUUUCAAGACUAAGUUUGGGUGGACUGAAGACAUCCAGAUGCGUUCACACUCAGGUGUGCCCUCUACUCUUCAGGACCUCCAGUCAAGUCUGGGCUGCUCCGAUGAAGAAGAAGAAGAAAGCAGACUCGGCAACAAUCAUAGCUCGGGAGACGAAGAGGAAGAAGAAGUUUGAACGACAGAUAAAGAGGCUGGAGAAGUAUGGCCGGCAACUGAAACCAAUUGAAGAAAUUGUUGGAGAUGCCCAAAUCAAGGCUGAUAUUGAGUCACGUAGACGUGAGAAGACGGUGAUGACGUUUGAGGACAGUGAGUCCCGGGCACUACUGACGAAAGACUGGACCCGUUACUGCAUGACCAGACACCAACACGAGCUGACGGCCAUCAGGGCGGCGAUGAAGUCCCAGCAGAGGGCGCUAGAUAGUCUUCUGGAAGAAUCAGAGGAACUUUACCAGAAAGCAAUCCAGAUCGAUGAGAUGCUUCUCCCCCUAGAGAUGAAGGGCCCUGUCGAGACUCCACCAAUCAAAGAUUAUGACCCUGUUGAUGGAGACUACCUAGACACAACCAAGAGGUAUGACAGGUGAAGAGGAGGAACCUUGGAUACAGUGAUCAUCAGACAACAGUGCAGGUCAUUGGAAGGACCAGCUUGCCUCAUUGGCACAAAGGGCCUGGGAAAAUCUGGGGUAGAAUAGGUCUUCAGCAACCCAAGGUGACUAUGCUUGUCGUAAGAGGCGACUAACGGGAUCGGGUGGUCAGGCUCGUUGACUUGGUUGAUGCAUGUCGUCGUAUCACAAUUGCGUGGAUCGUGCUCAUGUUGUCAAUCACUCGAUUGUCUGGUCCAGACUCGAUUACCUACAGACCGCCGUCAUACAGCUGGAAUAUUGCUGUGUGUGGCGUUACACAACAAACAAACAAACAAACAAACAUUGGCACAAAGUCUCCAAAGCAUCCUGAAGAUAUAAUAAACUGACUAUUAGACUUUCGUUCACAUUGUCAAGAAUGCAGGCAUAUUGUUUCUAUUGUUUGAUUAGGUUUGGUUGGUUUGUUGUUUAACGCAAGCAUGGGUUACUGAAGACCUUUUUCAACCAGGAUCUUCACUUGUUUGACUAUUGACACUGAAGGAUACUGAAGGAUAACGUGUACUUUAGGAAACAGGAUGUUAGGAAGUAUUUAUGUAAUGCUGUACUGACUUGUUUGACCGUGUGUGGAAGUGAAUAAAAGAAAUAUGCCUC
Haliotis rufescens (red abalone) is the source of this 1289-nucleotide messenger RNA. Its product is annotated as 39S ribosomal protein L40, mitochondrial-like. Bases 18 to 641 code for a protein of 207 amino acids. Lineage: Eukaryota; Metazoa; Mollusca; Gastropoda; Lepetellida; Haliotidae. The transcript has 5 exons. Gene Ontology annotation, cellular component: mitochondrial large ribosomal subunit; mitochondrial ribosome. The record is from RefSeq and is a predicted model, not a curated record.